Messenger RNA from Armigeres subalbatus, 1868 nucleotides. Its product is annotated as probable maltase. The coding region runs from base 55 to 1794 and encodes 579 amino acids. The record is from RefSeq and is a predicted model, not a curated record. The transcript is spliced from 3 exons. Lineage: Eukaryota; Metazoa; Arthropoda; Insecta; Diptera; Culicidae. Gene Ontology annotation, biological process: carbohydrate metabolic process.
CAUGCUUCACACGAUAUCACUUCAUCUUGGCAUGGAGUGAUCGUAACAGGGAAAAUGAAAAUCUUUGUACCACUACUCACUACCCUGAUAGCAGGUUGGACCACUGCGCUGGACUGGUGGGAGCACGGGAACUUUUACCAAGUUUACCCUCGAUCAUUCAAGGACUCCGAUGGCGACGGCAUUGGGGAUUUGGAUGGAGUCACCGAGAAGCUGGAAUAUCUGAAAGAUCUAGGCAUGGACGGAAUUUGGUUGUCGCCAAUUUUUGCUUCUCCGAUGGCCGAUUUUGGAUACGACAUAUCGAACUUUCGUGAGGUGCAACCGGAGUACGGAGACCUGGCAGCCUUUCAACGAUUGUCGGAUAAGUGCAAACAGUUGGGUUUGCAUCUAAUUUUGGAUUUCGUCCCGAAUCACACCAGUGAUCGUCACGAACACUUUAUCAAGUCCGUACAAAACGAUACAACAUACAGGGAUUUUUACAUUUGGCACCCAGGUGUAGACGGACCGGACGGCACGAAGGUACCGCCCUCAAAUUGGAUCAGCGUCUUCCGAGGCUCUGCUUGGGAAUGGAAUGAACAACGACAGGAGUUCUAUUUGCACCAGUUCUUGAAAGAGCAACCUGAUCUGAAUUACCGCAAUCCAGCCGUAGUGGAAGAAAUGAAAAACAUAUUACGUUACUGGUUAGAUCGAGGUGUAUCGGGAUUCAGAAUCGAUGCCGUACCCUACCUGUUCGAGAGUGUGGAGCAAAAUGGACGUUACAUAGAUGAACAACCGAGCGGAACUACAGACGACCCAGAGAAUCCCGCCUAUUUGAUUCAUUCGCAAACCUUUGAUCAACCGGAAACGUACGACUUGGUAUAUCAGUGGCGUGCGGUUUUGGACGAAUACACUCAAAAGGACAAUAGAACUCGAAUCAUGAUGACGGAAGGAUAUUCCAGCUUGGAGAAGAUCAUUGAGUUCUUCGGAAAUGCCACUGUCAAUGGAUCCCACAUUCCUUUCAACUUUGAGUUGAUAAGUAACAUUCGCGAUACGAGUAACGCAGCCGACUUCGCAAAAUACGUUAAGCGUUGGUUGGACGCCAAACCGGCCAACAAACGAUCCAACUGGGUUCUAGGAAAUCAUGACAACAGCCGCAUUGGGUCCCGUCUAGGUGAAAACAAGAUCGAUUUGUACAACAUCGCCCUUCAAACGCUACCGGAUAUUGCCGUCACUUACUACGGUGAGGAAAUCGGAAUGCUAGAUCAAUACAUUCCUUGGAAUGAGACCAAGGAUCCGGCCGCGUGCCGUUCGAGUGAGACCACAUUCACAGCUUAUUCAAGAGAUCCAGUUCGCACGCCAAUGCAGUGGAAUACAGCAAAGAACGCCGGAUUCUCAUCAGCAGCCAAAACUUGGCUUCCGGCUGCCGAUAACUACAAAACGCUCAACGUUAAAGCUCAAGACAUGGCCCGCAAAAGCCAUCUGAAGAUCUUCAAAAAGCUGACCAAAUACCGUAAGCGCCAAAUCUUGGCCGAAGGAGACAUCGACAUUAAAGUGUCCGGCAAAAAUCUGCUCGCAUACAAGAGGAAGGUCGACAAAGUGGGCUACGUUGUCGUUGCACUCAACUUCGGAACGGAAGCGGUGGAACUGGGCUUGUCAAAUUUGUACGAGCAUGUGGAUCAACGUAUGCAAGUCGUGGUAUCGUCCAACAAAGUCACUACUUCGGACAAUGCAUGGAUCGACGUGGACAGCUACAAUCUAAAAGGGGAGAGCGGCAUCGUAUUACAGUAUCUGUGGGGAAAGAAUCCGAUUGUUUCCUAAACUGAGUCCUAAUUAUGAAAUAUAUCUUUAGCACAAUAAAAUGAAAACUAUAUUAUGUGCACUGCAUAAAGGUA